This is a messenger RNA of Prosopis cineraria, 409 nucleotides long. RefSeq lists its product as uncharacterized. The record is from RefSeq and is a predicted model, not a curated record. The transcript has 2 exons. NCBI's taxonomy places the organism in Eukaryota, Viridiplantae, Streptophyta, Magnoliopsida, Fabales, Fabaceae. The coding region runs from base 80 to 409 and encodes 109 amino acids.
CCAAAGCAAAACACAAAUAAUAGACAUUCAACCUCCAAGUAGAGCAAAUGUAGAAUUGGUUCAAAUAUGGAAGCCAGGUAUGAAUAUGAUGCAACAAGAAGAUGAAGCUUCAGCCAAUGAUCAAAUCACAAAGAGCUUUGAAAAUGUUAUAAAUGGCAAAGGAAAAGACAUAGUACUCUACAAAGAUGAUCCCAUCAAUGACAACAAUAUAACAGAGAUGACUGGACAAGAGGACAUCUAUGUCUCAAAUGGCAGCAUGACAUGGGAUCCAAUGGAAUGGGAAGAAUAUGAAGCAACAAGUCAUGAUAAUAAUAAUAAUAAUAAGGAUCAACGUGAGCAGAGAAGAGAUCAUCCAUGGUUUUUGUGUUUUAAUCUCUUCACUUUCGUUGCCUCGCUCUGUUCUUCUUAA